CAUCCUUCUGAUCCAAUCAAUCAUUCUCCUCAAUGAUUUGAUUUCUAUAAACAGAUCAGAAACAUACAUUGACCGACAGAGAGAGAGAGAUCAAUGCGUCCAUGUCCAUAUCCAGAUUCAUCAUCGUUUCGCCCAUCGCCGCCAUGCCCUCCAUCACCAUCUCUUUCUUCACUUUCAUCAUCUUCUUCUUCUUCUUCUUCCUCGCAACUGUUUCUCAUGCCGCCAACCACCCAGGCCCAGCUAGAGAAACCAUAGAAAUCAUCAUUGGCGGCGGAAGCAACUCUCCGCCGUCUCCUUCGACAGACUGCCCGCCUCCUCCGCCACCACCCUGCCCUCCGCCGUUGUCCCCCUUCGAAAGUAAGCGCAUCGAGCUCGUCUACCCGGUGAUCCAAAACCUCAAACGAAGAAUCCGAUCCGACCCGCUCGGCGUCACCAACACCUGGGUCGGCCCCGACAUCUGCCACGAGUACAAGGGCUUCUUAUGCGCAAUUGUCCCCGACUACAAAGUCAAAGCCCUCGCCGGCGUCAACUUCAACGGAUUCAACCUCGCCGGCCCCGACCUCUCCCUCCACGGCUUCCUUGACCAGCUGCCGGACGUCACACUCUUCCACGCCAACUCCAACCAAUUCACCGGCACCGUCCCUGGAACCCUCGCCAAUCUCCGCUACUUGUUCGAACUCGACCUCAGCAACAACAAGCUCUACGGAGAAUUCCCCGUCGAAGUCCUCGGCGCCACCAAGCUCACCUUCCUGGACCUCCGUUUCAACUCGUUUUCCGGCGCGGUGCCGCCCCGUGUUUUCAACCUGGACCUCGACGUCCUCUUCAUCAACAACAACGGCCUAAUGCAGACACUUCCCGACGAGAUCGGAGCGACGCCGGCGAUGUUCCUGACGCUGGCGAACAACAAGUUCACCGGCAAGAUUCCCCGGAGCAUCGGAAAAGCUUCGAGGACGCUCCUCGAGGUGUUGCUUCUGAACAACCGGCUCUCCGGCUGCUUGCCCUGCGAGAUUGGACUGUUGGGCCGAGCCAGAGUGUUCGAUGUGAGCUGCAACUGGUUAACGGGCCCCAUCCCACACUCUUUCGGGUGUUUGGCCCAUAUGGAGGUUCUGAACUUGGCCCAGAACCAGCUUUAUGGGCCUGUGCCCGAAACGAUCUGCCAGCUGGCCCAUCUGGCGAACCUGUCGUUAUCGUACAACUAUUUCACUCAAGUGGGCCCAAUAUGUAUGAAGCUUAUUGAGAGGAAAGUGCUUGAUGUGAGGAUGAACUGUAUUUUGGGCCUUCCAAUGCAGAGAUCAAAGGCCCAAUGUGAGGCCUUCUUCUCCAAGCCCAAUAACUGCCCUGACCCGAAGUCAUUUAAAUGGGUCCCCUGCAGGCCCAAUUCAGAGGAGCAGUCCGAUCGUAGAUUGACGGCCCAAGGUGCUUCACUGCGAUCUUUUGAAGCUCUUGUACGUCACCGGUUGUGAUUAUUAACGGGCUUUUUAGCCUCUUGGGCCUCGUGAUUGUU
Messenger RNA from Diospyros lotus (date-plum), 1504 nucleotides. RefSeq lists its product as uncharacterized. The record is from RefSeq and is a predicted model, not a curated record. The transcript has a single exon. The coding region runs from base 102 to 1463 and encodes 453 amino acids. Gene Ontology annotation, molecular function: protein binding. NCBI's taxonomy places the organism in Eukaryota, Viridiplantae, Streptophyta, Magnoliopsida, Ericales, Ebenaceae.